UGAGAGGGUGAGGAGGAGAGGCCAGGAAGAGGAGAGGUGGAGUUCUUUUGUCUUGUCUGGGAUAAGGUGUGAAGCCUCAGAGAGAUCCUGCAGAGCGAAGCUGACAGCUGCUGCAACAGGAGUAUUAACAGUAUUGGUAUUCAGGGAGACAACAUAUUUGCAGUAUUUAUAGGCGGGAGAAUUAUAUUUGUAGCUGUUGUACUUGUAGUAACAGAGGGUCUAAAUGUACUUCUAAAAAUUAUUUGUAGUUUUUAGAUAGAUCUAUUUUGUGCAUUUACAGUCAACCUGAUUGUCAGUUGCUUCAGUUGUACAGAAUAGAGUAUAAGUAGAGUCCAGUAUGCAGGACUACGAGGAGUCACUGUCGUUCCUGGGGACCUGGGGCCCGUUCCAGAGGAGAGUCUUCGUCUUGCUCUGUCUCACCACCAUCCCAUGUGGAUACAACCUCCAGUGCGUCAACUUUCUGCUGGCUGUCCCCCCCCACCACUGCCACAUCCCCGCCCACAGCAACCUGAGCCAGGACUGGAUCCAGGCCAGCAUCCCAGUACAGCAGGUGGCUGGGCAACCGGAGAAGAGCAGAUGUAGCCGGUAUGAACUGGACCUGGUGCAGAACCUGUAUGUCUCGGGAAACAGAUCCAGCCUGGAUCUGGUCCACAACCUGACAAGUCCAGAGGUCCUCCUCUCCAGCCUGAAGCAGGAGGGCUGUAAAGAUGGAUGGACUUACAGCACUGAGCACUAUGAGUCUACUGUAGUCAGUGAGUUUAACCUGGUGUGCAGUGACCAGUGGAAACAGCCUCUGAGCUCUCUUAUGUACUUCCUGGGAGGACUGGUCGGAUGCUUCGUCUCUGGACAGAUCUCUGACCGGUUUGGCAGGAAGCCUGCACUGUUUGGUGCCAUCGCCACGCUGAGCAUCUUCAGCAGCGCUAUGGCCUUCGCUCCGUCGUGGCCCAUCUUCACCGUGCUCCUCUUCAUGAUGGGCAUGGGUCAAAUCACCUGCUUCAUAGUUGCAUUUGUACUGGGUUCAGAGAUCCUGUUCGGUUCAACCAGAGUUCUCUUCUCGAGCCUGUGCAUGCCUUGGACCUACGGGUUAGGUUUAAUUCUGCUGCCUGUCACUGCCUACCUGGUCAGGAGCUGGAGACACCUGUCACUGGCCUUGGCUGUGCCAGGCCUGGCCUGUAUCCCCCUCUGGUGGCUGAUUCCAGAGUCUCCUCGCUGGUUGGUUUCUCGCGGCCGUUUUCAGGAAGCAGAAAUCUUGCUGAGGUCGAUGGCUCUGGAGAACCGAGUGGAAGCUCCACAUGUCAUCUUCCCUUCAGCCAGCGUUGAAAAAGCAACAAGUGAGAAGGCAGAGUCCCUCAGCUUCCUGGACCUCCUGAGGACAGCAAACAUUCGACAUAUAACACUUAUUCUGUGGAUGAUGUGGUUUUCUUUCUCAGUAAGUUACUUUGGAUUGUCAUUCAACAUGUCUGGUCUCUAUGGCAACCCCUUCAUCAACUACUUCCUGGUGUCGGUUGUUGAGCUCCCAGCGUACGCUGCCAGCUGGCUGGCAACACGAAGUCUUCCUCGCCACUUGUCGUAUAUCAGCUUCACCCUGCUGGGGGCACUAGCUCUUCUCCUCAUCGCGGUCACUCUGAACAGCCAACCAGCUCUCACCCUGAUCCUGGCACUGCUGGGUAAAUUUGGCAUUCUGGCUGGCGCCGGGGUGUUGUAUGUGUACACUGGUGAGCUGUCUCCCACAGUCAUCAGGAGCACAGCAAUGAAUUCCUGUGCCAUGUUAGGCAGAGUGGGGUCCUCUGUUUGCCCAUACCUGCUGCAGCUAGGUUCAGGUGGCCAUGGGCCUCCACGCCUCCUCCAAAGGAUGACGGGAAAUCUGCUAAAGACCAGACUACUGCACCUGAGAUCAUCUGCACAACUUGCCUAUAAGACUCCUGACACACGGCAAAAAAACAAAACGACGGACGACACUAAAACUGCCAAAAGCACCAAAACUAUGUUCUAUUUUAUGAAUUACAUUUUAGACCUGUGAACACUGGGAGUGAUGCAUUCACUGGCAGUUAUGAAUAGUGACAACAGUUUAUUGUCUUUACAUACUGCAGGGACAGAUCGCUGUGCAACAGUGAAACAAAAAAGGAAACUAUUGCAAAGCUUCAUAGAAAAUAAGGAGUCACAGAAUGACUGGAAUUUUCUUUCAUUAAAAGUCAGUAGAACUUUCAAAUGGACGUUUAAAAUCAUACAGUAGUUUGCUUCACUUGCUGUAGAUCUAGUUUACUAUGUUUCCAAUGAUGGAUUGAAACAUUGGCACACUUGAGAUUAUAAACAUGACAUGAAUGUGACAAUCUCAGCAUAUACAGUAUAUGAAAGUGGAAAGAAAUAUAAAUCAUAAACAUGAACUUUUAAGGUGGAAGUUAAUUUGAAUGUGAAUUCUGAACAGACUCCAGGUGGUCAGAAGUAUUUUGCUCAUGUAGCAGCAACAGUAGCAGAGGUGCUAACAGUAGCAACGCUACAUUAUAAAAUUCAGAUUGGUAAUAUAAACUUGAAUUUUUAGUUGUGUAUAUAAAUUAAAGUAUAUAUAAAUAUUGAAUGUGAUGAAUGAAUUAGUAAAUCAAAAUGAAGUAAUUCA
Molecule: messenger RNA, 2614 nt
Organism: Sebastes umbrosus (honeycomb rockfish)
Lineage: Eukaryota; Metazoa; Chordata; Actinopteri; Perciformes; Sebastidae
Product: solute carrier family 22 member 4-like
Exons: 10
Coding region: 338-2020 (560 amino acids)
Biological process (GO): transmembrane transport
Cellular component (GO): membrane
Molecular function (GO): transmembrane transporter activity
Source: RefSeq, a predicted model, not a curated record